Gastrolobium bilobum is the source of this 327-nucleotide messenger RNA. RefSeq names its product RNA pseudouridine synthase 4, mitochondrial-like. Gene Ontology annotation, molecular function: pseudouridine synthase activity; RNA binding. Gene Ontology annotation, biological process: pseudouridine synthesis. The transcript has 4 exons. Bases 1 to 327 code for a protein of 108 amino acids. The record is from RefSeq and is a predicted model, not a curated record. Lineage: Eukaryota; Viridiplantae; Streptophyta; Magnoliopsida; Fabales; Fabaceae.
AUGAAAUUUGUGGGAUUGUUUGCCUUGUGUUUUAGUUCUGUGCCAAUAUUAUUGAUGGUUGCUUGGAUAUAUGAAGUACAUAGACUGGACAUAGACUGCUCUGGCAUUCUGGUGAUGGGAAGGACACAGACAAGUGCUGCAGUUUUGCAUUCCAUCUUCCGCGAGAAAACUUCCAGGGCGUCAGAUGAUAUUGACACAAAAAAGAGAAUCCUACAAAGAAGGUACUGGGCACUGGUCAUUGGAUGUCCUAGACGUUCAAAGGGGUUGGUUACUGCUUCAUUGGGUAAGGUGGUUGUUGACAAUGGGAAAUCUGAUCGAAUAGCAUAA